AUGUUUGAAAAUAUCGACGAUGCCCUCAAACUGUUUGAUGAAAUGACACAGAGGCAACCUCUGCCAUCUGUUGUUAAAUUCAACCAAUUGUUGCAAGCUGUUACCAAAAUGAAACACUAUUCUUGUUCAGUUGAAAUAUUUAAACAAAUGAACGUCAUUCGUAUUCCUGUAGAUGUGUACACUAUUACCAUUGUGAUAAAUAGUUGUUGCCAAAUGUAUCAUACCAGAGAAGGUUUUGCAGCCCUAGGCAAUGGCCUCAAACAUGCGGUUUUACCAAAUGUCUGGACUUUCAGUACCCUAUUAAAUGGACUCAUCCUAGAAGAUAAAAUAAUCAAAGCAGAAAGGUUAUUCAAGAAACUGAUAAAAAAGGAACUUUUUGAACCUGAUACAAUCAUGUACAACACUAUGAUUAAAGGGCUUUGCAAAUUUGGCAUUAAUGAUACAGCCAUUGCUUUGCUUAAACUAAUGGAUGAAAGGGGUUGUAAACCUGAUGUGGUCACAUAUACCACCAUCAUUGAUAGUCUUUGCAAGGUCAAAAUGGUAGAUGAUGCUUUGAAGCUCUUUAAAGAAAUGGUUUUCCAUAAAUACAUCCAACCUAAUGUUGUCACUUACAACUCUUUGAUUCAUGGACUUUGUAACUUAUGUCGUUGGGAUGAGGUCUCUAAAAUGCUCCAAGAAAUGAAAGAGGAAAAGAUCUCUCCAUGUGUUGAAACAUAUAAUAUAUUAGUGGAUGCGCUUUGCAAAGAAGGAAUGGUGGAAGAUGCAAAUGGUGUGAUCAAGUUAAUGAUCCAGAGAGGGAUUGAUCUUGAUAUUGUGACAUACACUUCACUUAUUGAUGGGUAUUGUUUGCGAGGUGAAAUGAGCAAAGCUAGGGAAGUUUUUGAUUCGGUUGAAAUUCAUGGUGUGGUCCCUAAUAUUAUUACUUAUAGUAGUUUAUUGAAUGGGUAUUGUAAAAAUUUAAAGAUAGAAGAUGCCAUGCAUUUUUUUCAUGAAAUGAUUAAAAAAGAUAUGAAACCCGAUGUAAUCACUUACACCACCAUGUUACAAGGAUUGUUUCGAGUUGGACAUUGUAAAGAUGCAUAUGAUCUCUUUAAUGAGAUGCGAGCACACAACGAGAUUCCAGAUGGAUGCACUUACACAAUAGUUUUGGAGGGUCUAUGCAACAACAAUCAAGUGGAGGAAGCACUCUCUUUGUUUCAUUUGAUGGGUGACAACAAGCUAAAUUUAGAUAUCGUUGUGUACACCAUACUCAUUGAUGGUGCAAGUAAAAGUGGGAAGAUUGAUAUUGCAAGGAUUCUUUUCAAUGAGGUAAGUGUUAAAGGUUUGCAACUUGAUGUUUGGACAUAUAAUGUGAUGAUUAGUGGUUUUUGUCGGGAAGGUCUUGUGGGGGAAGCAAAAAAAUUGUUUUAUACAAUGGAAACGAAUGGUUGUCCGCCAGAUAGUGUGACUUGCAAUGCUUUUCUCCAAGGAAUUCUCAAAAACCAACAACAUGAUUUCGUAGAGAUGCUUUUAAAAGAAGUGGAAGGAAGAGGUUUCACACUUGAUGCUACAACUGUAUCACUAUUACUUGAUCAUAUCAAAGCUAGGUCUUUAGAUGCUUCUUUGCUUAAGUUGAUUGGUAAACUUGUGCCAAAGGAAGGAGUUGAUGCUCCUUGUUUUACAGUGUAG
Messenger RNA from Lactuca saligna, 1668 nucleotides. NCBI's taxonomy places the organism in Eukaryota, Viridiplantae, Streptophyta, Magnoliopsida, Asterales, Asteraceae. The record is from the annotation of a GenBank genome assembly.